Messenger RNA from Leptosia nina, 3141 nucleotides. Lineage: Eukaryota; Metazoa; Arthropoda; Insecta; Lepidoptera; Pieridae. The record is from the annotation of a GenBank genome assembly.
AUGGCUAACAGCAAUACCGUAUCAUCGACGUUACCGUCGAGGGAUUAUCACUGCAAGGUUUGCGACCUUUACUUAGACACUGUUGAUUCUUUAGAAGUGCAUUUGCAAUAUCACAAAGAGAACCUGUACGUUAAAUGGGGGACGCAAAAUUCUCAAAAUGAUUCAGACAACAAUAACGGUACAAAAGUGAAAAACGAAACAACAGUAUCAGCACCGGCGGACUCCAGCGACAACAUGAUUACAAAACCGAGUCCGGAAUUUCAACAGCGUGCAACACCAGAAACAUCUACUCAAUUUCCUCAUCCGGCCACACCGCAGAGCUAUCAUAGUGCACCAUCGCCAUACCAGAAUCCAGAUCAAACCACAUUUUCUCCGGGAGCACAAUAUGGUAAUAACUAUUCUCACUCAAGCUUUUCAACCAAUCAACAUUCAGAACAAAUAAAUUGGGAUCAAUCCCAGUACAAUCAAGAUUACCAUAAGUCUAAUCGCUUCCAUCCUUAUAAUAUUCAAGACCGUGUAUCUCAAGUUUCUUCAUCGAGCCCUUUGUAUGGUCAACCAUUGAACCAACCUACUCCAUCACCAUCACCAAAUCAAUGCGACAAGUGUGGCUUUGUGUGCGAUUCAGCGGUUCAAUUAAAUGAGCAUUGCAACUCUGCUCACGCCGGAUCAAGUAACACAAACGCAACGAUGCCAUUUCAACAAUUUCCUGGAAAACAAUUUAACAGUACUAGCUAUCAGAACGAAAAUGUGAAAGUAAAAGAAGAGCACGAAGAAUCAUCAGAUAUACUAGAUUUGGAUUCGCAAAAAGUCGUCUAUCAAGGUAACGAGGGUGACGUGCAGAAUAGUCAAUACGAAGAACCGGCGUCGCAAGGUAGGGAAGUUAACACGCGGACAGUCCCCAUGAUGCCGUGGGAAACACAGAAGAUAUACAACAAUCCUCCAAUAAAUGGUGAUGUUUCCCUUUUCAAAGAUCAGAAAAUGUUUCAAGAACAAAAGCCGUAUCCGUCAGAUGUUAAAAUGUUUCACCCGGAACAGAAGUUUGGCUACUCGCAGGAUAAAUUCGUACCCGUGCAUCAUGAUCAGAACCAGUUCAUGCAUGUGGGACAAAAAAUUUACUCUGGCGUACAAAUGCCGCCAUUGACAGAUUGCACAGGGGUCGCAUCUUCAAAUUCUGACAUGAAGCCACCGUAUCGGCCGUAUGACUCACCAAGUGCUCCACAAAUUACCAGCACUCAGCCUGCAAAUCCAACAUCAUCCGCUUUACCAUCGAUCGGCGGAAAAGGAGCAAAUUGGAAGUCAAAUGAAGCAAGGAGGCCAAAGACUUAUAAUUGCACAGCUUGUAACAAAUGGUUUACUAGUUCGGGCCAUCUAAAACGUCAUUACAACACGACGUUACACAAAAACGCCGUCAGGUCAUCGGGUCAACCAGAUCCAGCGACGAUGCCGAUAUCCAGCCACCAUCACCCGACGCGCGAGUCCUUAGCUCGUGCGCAGCAGCAAAACGCGGACUCUAAUACGCAGAGUCCAGUUCCAUCUGAUGACAGCCGGAGCAUCGAUGACGGCGCGUUACAAUCACCCUACGCAUCGCAAAGCUUCGAACGGUCGCAUCGGGUCGCCGCCAUGCAGUCAAAGCCGCCAUACACGCAUCUUCAACAGGGUAAUUUAGAUAAUAAUUUCAGUAAUAAUUCUUUAGUCAACCAUUCUUUGCAGCAUCAAGUAGGGUCUCAUCCUAUCAAUAUAGGCGGACAACCACCGGGGAUAGGUAAUCCAAACGAUAGCCAGAGUUCUAAAAGUCAAUCAAUAUCCUCUACCGCGAAUCCCCCAAACGGGGAAGCAGGUCCCUCUGUUUCUCAAAAUCACCAUAUGAGGGGCCUGCUAUCAGUGUCAACCAGCAAUAUUUCAGCCCCAGUGCUAACCCAGAGUACUCCAGCGCUUACAGCGCACACGCUGCCGCCGUUCAGCCAUUUGGGUGUCAACCCAUACAACCCGAGGUCUACGGAUCCUUUGGGGCCUUCGGUACCGGACCCCACGCACACCCCAUUAUAUUUGGGUCAGAAUUUUCAGCAGACUAUAGCACCGAGUUACCCAAACGGGAUGGCCCCCCACGUUAUGGAUAUGGCUAUCAACAACCUGCCUAUAGCCAAUCCGGCUACUUUUGGUGAAUCGGCACCAGAAGAAGUCGAAGUUAUGGAACAAGAAACGUCGGCUCAGCCCGCUGGAGGACGCUUGCCUAGCUUCUCCCAGCUGCAAACGCAGAGUUUCAGCGUUUAUGUUUCUAACUACGUCACAUCACCUAACGUGGGGGGUCAAGUUCUCGCCGACGAGUCCACCGCCGGUUACAUAAUAGUUGACCCUGUUCAUUCUCCAUUACAAUAUAACAGUAUCGAUAUGAAUGGACAAAACAUAGACUACGAAUAUACUUAUUCGCCUAAAGUUGUUAAGGAGAGCGUUUCCACUUACAACACGGAUAACAUAAAGAUUUAUCCGUACGGUUACGCUGUCGGAGGAAAGACCAUUAAGAGAGACGACGACAUCAUGCGAAGUGACUCGAGUGAAUUGCAAAUACUAAAAAUAGAGGACAUAAUGGAUUACGCUAAUAAGGAGAACUACGGGACUCAAAUGAAAUCUCCCGCUAGUCCAGAGAGCGCUAAAGCUGAUAACGAGAGCCACGGCUCGCCAUCUAUUACGUCGACAGUCCCCGGUACGCCACUAACUGAAAGAAAUCAGUUGAAGAAAAGUGUGCCCACCACAAUCCAUAAGUGUUUCGAAUGCGAUAAACUAUUCAACAAGGCGUGCUAUCUGACGCAGCACAAUAAGACCUUUCACUCGGGCGCUAAGCCGUUUAAGUGCGAUCGCUGCGGUAAGCGAUUCUCCGACGACGUUUCAUACGAAGGCCACUAUUUGAAGCACGCCGACAACAAGCCGUUCAAAUGCAACGAAUGCCCGAAAUCGUUCAACCACAAAACUGAUUUGAGACGACAUAUGUGCUUGCACUCGGGUUGCAAGCCAUUCGCAUGCGACCACUGCGGCAAAGGUUUCAUACGCAAAGAUCACAUGAUUAAGCAUUUCGAUACGCACAUGAAAAAGAAUCUGCGCUCGUCCUCCUCAUCUUCUGUUUCCUCGACCUCUCCAUCCUCUUGA